UGCUGUCAGACGUUUGUUUGUUUGUUUACAGAUGGAGGGGGGCGGGGCUAAAGUCGUGAUGCUGACAGGAAGUGUGCUGCUGCUACUUCCUGUCGUCGUCUUCGUCACCUGCUUCAUGUUCUGGCCCGGACGCCUCAUCAAGGCCUACAACUGGUUCUGGAGGAGGAGGUUGGGUUUGUCGGUGAGGUUCUGUGACGUUGGUUCCUUCAGAUUCUGUUAUUGGACUCGUGGGACUCCAGGGGGCGCUCCGUCUCUGCUGCUGCUGCACGGCUUCUCUGCAAACAAAGACAUGUGGCUCCCCGUGGUCAAGUUCUUGCCGGGGCAGUAUCACGUGGUGUGUUUGGAUUUACCGGGACACGACGGAACGAGCCGCUUCCAAAAUGAAGAUUACAGCAUCAACGGACAAGUGUCCAGAAUCCACCAGUUCGUUCACACUCUGGGUCUGACUCGGUUCCAUCUGGUCGGGGCGUCGAUGGGAGGAAACUUGGCCGGAGUUUAUGCUGCUCGAUUCCCCGAAGACCUCAGCUCCGUCACCAUGGUCUGCCCCGCGGGUCUGGAGACGCUUCAGGACACAGACUUUGUGAAGCGCCUCAAGGAGAUGGAAACCCAGAGGAACCAGGACCAGGACCAGGACCAGGACCAGAGGGAGGAUCAGUCCAUCGCCCUGAUCCCGACCUCUGUACCUCAGCUACAGGAGAUGCUCAACUUGUGCUGCUACAAACCACUGAACCUCCCCACACAGAUGAAGAAGGGUCUGCUCCAAAACAGACUCCCACACACCACCUUCUACAGACACCUGUUCGAGUGCAUCAGCGCUGAGGACUCCAGACACUCUCUAGAGAAGAACCUGCACCUCAUCUCAGUCCCAGUGCAAGUGGUCUGGGGCCAGCAAGACCAGGUCCUCCACGUCUCCGGCGCCUCGGUGAUCACGGCGGCUCUGCCUCACAGCCAGGUGGAGCUGCUGGAGAACUGUGGUCACUCCGUGGCUCUGGAGCGCCCCCGUAAGCUCGCCACGCUCAUCAGCAACUUCCUGUCUGCGCAGGAAGUGACCCACGGCAACGCCCACAAGAAGAACUCUUGAGGAACACGUCCGUCCUUCACAAACGCACACGCAUCAUUUCACUGUUUUAGUUUUAUUAUUCAGUUUUAUUUUCAGCCCUUUUCAAAGCUCUGAUUCCAGAAGUAAAUUUUCUGUUUUUCAGAUUUAAAGCUCCUGUAUUACACAAAAUUAACUCUUUAAGCUUUAAACCGCGUUCUGAUGUUGUUCCCUCGUCAAAAACAGAGCUGGACUUGUGUUUUGUUUCAUUCACGCGUUAUUUUUACAGACUGAAAUGAUCCAGAUGAUUCUAGUGAAGCUGUGUGGAGUUUAAAAACACAGUGGAGCACUUCCUGUAUCACCACAUGAUGACAUCACAAGGUGGAGCAGAGUGUUUUCAGUUGGAGAGGAGCCUAAAUGUGCAGGUUUGUGGGUUAAACGUGUGAGAAUGAAACAAAAACACAAGUCCAGUUCUGUUUGUGACGAGGAAACGACGUCAGAACAGAAAACAGAGAAACACGGUUCAUUCGUUUUUCAAAAUAAAACGAACAAUAAGAAAAUGAAAAAAUAAAUGUUUUCUUCAUUAUUUGUCUCCAAAACCAAAAUGAAAAAACAGAUAAUGAUUUCCUUUUUUCAAUUUUUGAUUUUGUGUUUAAAUGAAAAAUGGAAAAAACGAAUAAUGGACUGAACCAGGACUAAAACGUUUUCAAUCCUGGUCCUGGUCCUGGUCCUGGUCCUGGUCCCGGUCUCAGUCCCAGUCUCAGUUCCGGUCUGUGUCCUGGCCUUAGUCCUGGUCUCAGUCCCGGUCUAAGUCCUGGUCUCAGUCCUGAUCUCUGUACUGGUCUGGUCCUGGUCUGGUCGGCCUCGGUCUCGGCCUCAGUCCCGGUCUCAGUCCUGGUCCUGGUCCCGGUCUAAGUCCUUGUCUCAGUCCUGGUCCUGGUCCUGGUCUCAGUCCUGGUCUAGUCCCGGCCUCAGUCCCGGUCUCAGUCCUGGUCUUAGUCCUGGUCCCGGUCUUAGUCCUGGUCUCAGUCCCGGUCUCAGUGCUGGUCCUGGUCCAGGUCUAAGUCCUGGUCUCAGUCCUGGUCUGGUUCUGGUCAGGUCCCGGACCUGAUUCAGUCCUGGUCUAGUCCCGGCCUCAGUCCCGGUUUCAGUCCCAGUCUUAGUCCCGGUCUCAGUCCCGGUCUCAGUCCUGGUUCUGGUCCUGGUCUUAGUCCUGGUCUCGGUCCCGGUCUCAGUACUGGUCCUGGUCUCAGUCCUGGUCUGAUUCUGGUUCAGUCCGUACGCGGAAAAGUCACAUAAACGGGAAACGAUCAUUAUCUGUUUUUCUGUUUUUUUCCAUUUUGUUCAUUUAAACACAAAAUCAAAAACUGAAAAAACAAGUUUUUAUCUUUUUUUUUUUUUUUUUCAUUUUGGUUUUGGAGACAAAUAAUGAAGAAAAUAUUUGUUCUUUCGUUUUCUUAUUUUUGUUUUUAUUUUGAAAAAUGAAUGAAUGACACACAGAUUCAUGGGCCCCACAUUUGAAUGUUUUUUUGUUUUUGUUUUUUUAAUAAAUAAAUAAUGAUUCCAGUUUGGAGACCAACCAACUCGGGUCCAAACGAGCAUUUAACGUGGACUUCAUUUGGACUAAACCGAUCCUGGUCCAAGUCCUGGUUAAGUCCACAUUAGGACCAAACUGUAACUGCGCUCCUUUGUCCUGAACAGAAGAGCAGGUUUUUGCACUGAAUGUUCGUCUUUAUUUAAUGAUUCCUUUAACUUUAAUAAACUGCACUUUUUGAUUCUCUGUUCGUCGCUGUAGGAAAAUUUCUGUAUAUUUAUUAUCCAAGAGAAAAUACUGUGAACCCCAAUGUCAAAUGGAUAAAUAAAAUACAAUUAAUUCAUGAAUAAAA
Molecule: messenger RNA, 2922 nt
Organism: Boleophthalmus pectinirostris (great blue-spotted mudskipper)
Lineage: Eukaryota; Metazoa; Chordata; Actinopteri; Gobiiformes; Gobiidae
Product: monoacylglycerol lipase abhd6-A-like
Exons: 8
Coding region: 32-1081 (349 amino acids)
Molecular function (GO): catalytic activity
Source: RefSeq, a predicted model, not a curated record